Molecule: messenger RNA, 3652 nt
Organism: Drosophila bipectinata
Lineage: Eukaryota; Metazoa; Arthropoda; Insecta; Diptera; Drosophilidae
Biological process (GO): transmembrane transport
Cellular component (GO): membrane
Molecular function (GO): monocarboxylic acid transmembrane transporter activity
Source: RefSeq, a predicted model, not a curated record
AGCAGUCAGUAUCGAUUGAACAGCCGCGUAGCGCGUAGCUCAUCGAACCGAGGAAGCGACUGAGUGAGCAAGCGAGACGGAAAACGGCUAACUAAAACCGAGACGUUUAGAAGGAGACGGAGACGGAGGAGACAGAGACAGUGGUGUACGCCUGCCCGCCGCCCCCUCUUUGAAAUAAAUAGCGCUUGCCAGGCGACCACGCUACCAAACGGCAGAAGUCCGCUGAGAGCGACGCACCGCACCGCAGCGCAGGCCCCAAAAGCCGCUCGCCCCCCUUUCGCAAAAACCAACACAAAAACACACACACACACACCACCCCCUUGGACUAACUAAAAAAUAAAAAAUUAAAAAGGAGACUAUCCAAAAACAGCUGGAACCAGAAUAAAAAAAAAAACACGAACUCGGGCCAAAACAAAAGCAAAAGAAAUAACUGAAAUAAAUUAAUUUUAAAACAACGCGCGCGUUCUCCAAAAAGUGCCUUAAAUAAAAAGUAAACCCACCAAUAAAAAAUAUAUCGCGAAAAGAUCAAAAAGCGUGUUCGAUCAACACGCCAAAAUCUAAAACGUAAACUUGAAUAAAAGAAAUAAGCAAAAACAGGCUUAUUAUUUUUUUGAAAUACAUUUUUUUCAAGUGUUUACAAGAAAUUAAAAAAACAACAAAAAUUUAUGAAAAUAAUUAACAUAUUAAAAACAGCGCAAUAAGCAAAGAGAAGAAAUUAACAACGCAGUAAAACAAAAUAUCUAUAAAUCCAUAAAUACAAAAAAAAAAAAAAAAAAAAAGAAUACACCUUGUCUAAAAAAAAAUAAAAGAAAAACCAAAGCAAUCCAGAAGAAAACUCGAGGAGAACACAAAAUAAAAACAAAACACACAAAAGAGCAAAGAGAAGCGAAGAAAAGAAAAGAAAAGUGAAGGAAAAUGGCAACCAAACAGCCAAGAAAAGUUGCCCCCGAUGGCGGUUGGGGAUGGGUUGCCUGUUUUGGUGUUAGUUUGGUCAACCUGGCCACCCGAUCCAUAGAGCCUUCAUUUGGUCUGCUCUUCGGAGACACCCUCAAGGAGCUGCAGGUGGGAACCACGGGAGCGGCCAUCAUCAUCAGUGCCCUGGACGUGUGCAUGAACUUCUCGGGCCUGUUUGUGGGGCCUCUGCUAAAGGAGUUCUCCUACCGGAAGGUGGCCAUUGCGGGGUCACUGCUGUGCGGCCUGGGCCUGGCCCUGACCUCGCCGGCGACGAGUAUGGCCCAUAUCCUGAGCACCUACUCGGUGAUCAACGGCAUCGGAGUGGGUCUGUCCACGUCGGCGGCCUUUGUGGCGCUGAACCACUACUUCAAGCACAAACGCGGCCAGGCGGUGGGCCUGUCGAUGGCUGGGACGGCCAUGGGGAUGCUCAUUAUGCCGCAGCUGGUGAGGAUCCUGCUGGAGGCGUACGACUUCCGGGGGGCAGUACUGCUCCUGGCCGGCAUUGCGCUGAAUGCCACGGUGGGAUCGGUUCUGCUGCAGCCGGUGAAGUGGCACAUGAAGGAGGAGUUCGACGACGAGGAACUGAUGUGCAUCUCGGCCCUGCCCACGCCCCAGCCCCAGCUGACGAUCGGGGGAGGGGCAGGAGGAGGUGCACAGUCGGCGGUCGCUGCUCCGGAGUUCAAGGUGAUCAAGGAGGAUGGAAACGAAGAGGAUGCCCUGCCCGAGAUGAACACCCUGCUGUUCCAUAAGCACAAUCCACACCAGCACUCGAUCCGGAAGAACUACUCCGAAAUGGCCAUGAACACGAUGAACGGCUCCCGGCUGGGUCUGCCCAAGAGGCCGACCUUCCCGCGGAUCAUGUCUCUGGCUGGAGUCCAGUCCGCCGCUGGCGGCGAGUCCGGCGGGUAUCCCUCCCAGGCGGAGAUCAAUGCCACACAGCUGCGCUGCCGCAAGGCCUCUGUCACCUCGAACCUCUCCUACAUGGACUUCACCGGCUCGAUCCUCCAGGUCCACCUCAACACCGGCGACGUCGAGUUCGAGCAGAACGAUCGGGAACUGCGCCGUGUCGGCACCGCCACCGGCAGCAUCGUCCUUGGCGGACAUCGCGACAGCUUCAUCAAGAUGAAGCCCACGGAGCUGGACAAGCAGGCCGAGGCAGCCGCCGCCCUCGACGAGGCCGAGGCCAAGAAGAAGCAGAAGAAAGCCGGUUUCUGGAAGAGAUUCGCCGAUCUGCUGGACAUCGACAUGCUCAAGGACAAGAUGUUCCUGAACCUCCUCUUCGGCCUCUCCAUCUUCUACGUGGCGGAGAUGAACUUCAAGAUGGUCACGCCCUUCUUCUUCGCCAAUCUCGGCUACGAGAAGGCCGACGUAGCCUUCUGCCUCUCCAUCACCGCCAUCACGGACAUUGCCGCCCGUAUCGUCCUGCCGCCCAUCUUCGAUCGCACCACCAUCAAGAAGCGCACCAUCUUCCUUGUCUCCAUCAUUUUUGUGGCCCUGACACGAUCAAUUAUGGCUGAGCAAACGGAAUGGACUCAAUUGAUGGUUUGGCUCUCAAUUUGUGGUUUCUUUAGAGGAUCGGCGUUGAGCAACUUCACCCUGACUGUCUCGGAGUAUUGUUCCUUGGAAAAGCUGCCAUCAGCCUUUGGCUGGCAUUUGGUGGGCAAGGCCCUGUUUGUGAUCUCUUUUGGACCAUUGAUUGGUCUCAUUCGGGAUGUGACCGAUAGCUAUCCGAUUUGCAUACACACCCAAAGUGUGUGCAUUAUGAUGUGUGCCUUCGCCUGGGGCAUCGAGUACCUGGUGGAGUACAUCCAUUCCCGGCGUCGGACGGCGGAUGCUGCCCAGUUGCCCACCCAGGAUCAGGCAGGACCUGGAGCUGGAACGACAACACAGCAGCAGCAGGAUGUCAAACUGUAAAGGAUACUACGACUUUGAUGGGGAAAUCUAUCUACGAGACACACACACACACAAAAAAAAUGAAAAGUGGGCCACGAAAAUGUAUUAAAAACUCAAUUUAGUUAAAUCAUUUUUUUUUUUGCUCUUUAUUCAUUAAGUUUAAGCCUUAAGAUUUGGAGAGACAUUAAUUAAAUCACAGACGACGACAAAAACACACCCACACACUCCACAUCAUAACUAAAAAGUAAUAUUAAUUAUUCAAUUUUAAGUUAAUAUGUGCUUUUAAAUUUUUUGUUCUCUAUUUUUUGAUGUUCUCUAUUUUGUUUAUUGGUGAACUUGUAUGUGAUAGUUCAAAGAUAGUUUAUAAUUUAGUAAUAAAAACUUAAUAUAAAAACAAAAUAAAUAUUGAUCGGCUUUAAAAACAGUACCUUUAGUAACAACAAAAAAUAUAUACUACCUAUAUACAUAAUGAAAAAGAAAUAUAUAUAUAUAAACAAUUUAUAAAAAAAAAAGACCAAAUUGUAAGUGGUUUUUGGAAAGAGUGUGUACCAACUAUGAACUGAAUACAAAAAAUUCAACAGAUAUCCCAAGAAACGAACUUAAAAUCCCUCUAUAUUCAAAAUGCCAGAUAUAUACAUAAAUAUAUAUUUAAGACUUAUUUUUAAGGUAAAUUGUGUAAACGAAACAACUGCAACUAGAAACCCAACCGAUAAGCAAUACAAUGAAAAUUCUGUGGCAUAUUUUUGGGCUUGAAAGUAAAUCCAAAAAUUAAACUGAAAAAGUUGCCACUUGAUAAAAAAAAAAA